Nerophis lumbriciformis (worm pipefish) is the source of this 1073-nucleotide messenger RNA. RefSeq names its product parapinopsin b (gene parapinopsinb). Lineage: Eukaryota; Metazoa; Chordata; Actinopteri; Syngnathiformes; Syngnathidae. Gene Ontology annotation, cellular component: membrane. Gene Ontology annotation, biological process: G protein-coupled receptor signaling pathway; visual perception. The record is from RefSeq and is a predicted model, not a curated record. Gene Ontology annotation, molecular function: G protein-coupled receptor activity.
AUGCACGACUCCUUUGUUAGCCACAAUUCCUCCUCCUGGCAGGGGGAGCCCCCGCUGUCACGCGGCGGCUUCAUUCUGCUCUCCGUGGUCAUGGCCCUUUUCACGGGGCCGGCCGUGGUGCUCAACGCUACAGUGAUCAUCGUGUCCCUGCUGCACAAGCAGCUGAGGCAGCCGCUCAACUACGCUCUGGUGAACAUGGCCGUGGCAGACCUGGGAUCAGCCGUGACCGGGGGGCUUCUGUCUGUGGUGCACAACGCCCAAGGGUUCUCCUCCCUGGGAAGAACAGGCUGCGUGAUGGAGGGCUUCGCCGUGUCCCUGUUUGGCAUCACGUCUCUAUGCACCGUGGCCCUGAUUGCCGUGGAGAGGAUGUUUGUGGUGUGCAAGCCUUUGGGUCACAUGACCUUCCAGAAGAAGCAUGCGCUGGCUGCCAUCGCCUUGUCCUGGAUCUGGUCCCUCACGUGGAACGUGCCGCCUCUGCUGGGGUGGGGCAGGUACGAGCUAGAGGGGGUCGGGACUUCCUGUGCGCCCGACUGGCGCAACCGAGACCCUCACCACAUGUCCUACAUCCUGGUUUAUUUCGCCGUGUGCUUCGCUGUCCCGUUUGUCGUCAUCCUGGUGUCCUACUCCAGAUUGAUGUGGACUCUGCACCAGGUGUCCAAGCUGGCCUGCCUUGAAGGAGGUGCAGUGGCUAAAAAGGAGCUGAAGGUGGCGUCCAUGGUGGUCCUCAUGGUCCUGACCUUCCUCAUCAGCUGGCUGCCUUAUGCUGGUCUGUCCAUGCUGGUGGUCUUCAACCCCCACGUGGAGAUAAGCCCCCUGGUGGGCACAAUACCCGUGUACUUGGCCAAGACCAGCACCGUGUACAAUCCCAUCAUUUACAUCUACUGCAACAAACAGUUCCAGAGGUAUGUGGUGCCUUUCCUGCUGUGCAAAGAGGUGAGGAUCCAGGAAGACACAUCUGAAGUUGGCACCACUGUGGAGUUGAGCACCAACAAAGUGUCUCCAGCCUGAAAGCCAACAAUCACACAAGCGAAAACUACACACUUUUGUGUACUGUUUGCAGUACAAAUGACAAU